AUGGACGUGACUACUAGAAAAGGACUUUUCCCUAGACAGAUGCUGCUGUCUUUAUUGCUCUUGGGCUUUCUCCUCUUGGGGGAAAAGGCAAACAGCAUGUCCCUGGAAUCUCGUAUUGUGGGGGGCUGGGCUGCCCAGAGGGUGCAGUGGCCGUGGCAGGUGAGCCUCCGGGAGCAUGGCCAGCAUGUGUGUGGGGGCUCCCUCAUCAGUCAUCAAUGGGUACUGACCGCUGCCCACUGUGUGCCCAGCUCCCUGCAUCCCUGGGACCUGCAGAUCCAGCUGGGGGAACAGAUCCUCUAUACCAGGCCCCACUACUCCGUCUUGGUUCCUGUGAGUCGCAUACUGUUGCACCCCCAUUAUGAUGGGGAUGCCCUUCAUGGAAAAGACAUUGCAUUGCUGAAGAUCGCGAGACCUGUACCUUUCUCCAACUUCAUCCGGCCCGUCACUCUGGCCCCACCUGGCACUCAGGUCCCACCGAAGACCCUGUGCUGGGUGACCGGCUGGGGGGAUAUCAGGAAAAAUGUGCCCCUGCCUCGGCCCUACCCGCUGCAGGAGGUAGACGUACACGCCGUGGACACACAGACGUGCCGAGUCCUCUAUGAUCCGGAGCCCAUCGGAGAUGAGAUGCUGUGUGCCGGCCAAGCCCGAGGGCGUAAGAGCUUCUGUGAUGGUGACUCUGGGGGCCCUCUUGUCUGUCAACUGAGAAACAGAAGUUGGUUCCAGGUGGGUGUGGUGAGCUUCACCAGAGGCUGUGCUGAGCCUCAGUUUCCAGGUGUGUACUCCAGGGUCUCGUCCUUUGUACCCUGGAUCCGUCAGUAUGUGCCUCUGCCCCGAGCAUCAGUGUGA
Gracilinanus agilis (Agile Gracile Mouse Opossum) is the source of this 846-nucleotide messenger RNA. RefSeq names its product tryptase-like. The transcript has 6 exons. The record is from RefSeq and is a predicted model, not a curated record. Gene Ontology annotation, molecular function: serine-type endopeptidase activity. Lineage: Eukaryota; Metazoa; Chordata; Mammalia; Didelphimorphia; Didelphidae. Gene Ontology annotation, biological process: proteolysis. Bases 1 to 846 code for a protein of 281 amino acids.